This is a messenger RNA of Jatropha curcas, 1941 nucleotides long. RefSeq names its product coiled-coil protein. The record is from RefSeq and is a predicted model, not a curated record. Gene Ontology annotation, biological process: positive regulation of ubiquitin-dependent protein catabolic process. Gene Ontology annotation, molecular function: cullin family protein binding. Lineage: Eukaryota; Viridiplantae; Streptophyta; Magnoliopsida; Malpighiales; Euphorbiaceae.
AGAAUAAUAAUAGGACGGAAAGAAGCUUCACUCCUGCAGUGAUCGUACACUAACAUUUCUGCCCAAGACACAAUUGAGAGAUUGGUAUCUUGCGAUCUCAGACAGGUAAUCAGUCCUACAAACGUAGAAGAAGAAUCAUAGUUGAAAACGAGAACACACAAAGGAGACUCAGUCCAUCGAUCGAUCGACCAAAACAGAGGCUUAAUGGAGGAGUACGAAGAUAUAUUGUUGAAGUCGCUCCAGAAUGCUGGCGUUUCAAUCCCAACCGAUGUUUCUUCGAUGCCAGACUUGAAUCCGGCAACCGUGGUCUCGAUCUGCAGUCAGUGUCUUAACCUUCUCGAUGAAACGGCAUCGUUCCCAACAUCUUUCCCCGAUUCGCUGGUCGAUAAAUUCAAGAUCUGUACGGACAUCGCGUUAGCUAUUAAAAGACUCGGUUACAUUGGGGAUAUGACCUACUAUAAGAUUAUAUGUCUUGCUUACGGCAGCUCCUGUAUCCAUCUGAAGAGGACUUGUACAAGUUGGUAAGGUUCUUGGUCGAGAGGCUCUCUGAGUCGUCUAAUGUUGUUAAAAUCCCUCAUCUGAAUAAUGUGAAAGCCACGAACAAAAUAAAUGAGAAUAACUCUAUGGGUAAUUUGGAGGACUGGAUUGAGAAGACUGAUAGCAAAGGAUUUGAUCUGGACCAUCCGCAAGAAAAAUUGGAAGACCUUAGUCUUAGUAAUGUAUUAUCAGAGUCAUCUGAAUCCAAGGUUGAAGAUGCAUCCUUUGGUGGGUCAAUACCACAAAAUGUCAUUGAGGACAAGCUACCUGGUAAAGUUAAUGGCAGCUUUUUGGCUGCAGAAGAAGAUGAAUCAGGAAGGAAUACAUUUGGAAGUGAAGAAACUCUUGAUCAGAAAGAUGAUAAGCAUGUCCAGAAAGUGACUCCUUCCGAGGACCAUUUAUGUGAGACAAGACAUGAGACUGAAAUGUUACAAGAUCAAGAAAGAGUUCUUUUGAAAGAGGUGACUGCAAGAACUUCAGAAUUGCAGAAGCUUGAAGAAGAGUUUAAGAUGUUAAAGGCCGCAGCACAUUUGGCAUUUGAUGACCAGUAUCCUAUAGACUUUCACCUUGAGCAGCUUAGCAAGCAUGUGGAUUCCCGAAAGUGUAAUAUUAUGGAAUUGGAGUCCGAGUGGGAUGCUUUCAGAAAGCCUCUGGAGGAGAAAAAGAGAAGCCUCGAAGAGUCUCUUUAUGCAGACAUUCCAGAGGCUCAAAAGAAGCUCCAAAAGCUGAGGGAAGUUGAGCUGGAAAAGCAGUUGAUCUUGUCUGAAAUUAGGAGGCGGGAGGAGGAACAAUCAAAACUUUCUGAAGAUCUUGAUAAGCAGCCUAGACAGUCGACUAGAACAUCAUAUAUAGAGCGGAUAAAGGAAAUCACCAAAAACAGUCGGAAACAGGAUGCUGACAUAGAGCGAAUUUUAAAGGAAACCCGAGACCUGCAGUUAGAAAGUAAUUCUAUCCAAGAACGUCUUCAUAGAACCUAUGCUGUUCUGGAUGAAAUAGUAUUCAGGGAAGCAAAGAAGGACCCAGUAGGGCGUCAAGCUUAUAGGCUACUCACGAGUAUACACGAGUGCUUUGAACAAAUUUCUGAGAAAAUCCUCAUGGCAGACAGGGUACAAAGAGAAGUGGCUGGAUAUGAAAAGAAGCUAACAUCCGUGACCUCCCGUAGCUUAAAUGUAGAUAAACUGCAAGCCGAUCUUGAUGCCAUUAUAAAGGAAAAUGAGCACCUCGCACAUCGUCAAAAUAAUUGAUUAAACCCACAACCCAUUUUUUGUCUAUGAUAUUAUGUUCUUUCAAUUGUUGUUCCAUGGCAUAAACCGGCUGUAAUUGUUUCUGGGGAAUUUGAAUUCACAGACGAUAAAAUCAUUAGUCACUUUAUCAAAUGAUAGCAAUAGUACGUUUAUGAUCACA